UGUACCACAGACAGAUAGCGAGAGGGAGAGAAGAGACUGGCAGGGGAGAGAACAAGUCCGGAGUGAGUGUGAGAAGAGCAGAAAGUCUGUGUGUACAAAGAGCAUUUUCCCCCAAAAGUGUUGUUUCACCUGAUAGCUUUGGUGAUGAAGUAGAGAGCUGCUUAGGGCUUAAAUAGCUGAGAGUUAUUUCAGAAAAAAGUUAACAGUUGUUCUGCUUCAGUUUUAGAACUGCAAGCAGUUGGCAGCACAGCUGUCUCUCUCUUUAACAGACUGAAAAGGGCUACUGGCUACAGAAAAAAAACACACCACAGUUUGACUUAGAGUUUCUGAAAAAUUAAAAGCAGUUCAGGGUGGAAAGACUUUCACGCUGAGGUUUUGAGUUAUGCUUUUUUAACCAGCUUCAUUGCACUGAGACAACUUUAUGAGAAGAGACAGGGACACAAUGAGUUUUUAAGAAGCACCUUGAAUUUUAUUGUUGUUGUUGUUUUAACGAGGGUACAGGGCAUGACAAGGGAACUCAAGGGAAGCCUUUGAAGAGCAGCAGCAAGAAAGAUGGGUCUGUUAAGUGUGGACCUGUUGAUCACGCUUCAGAUCCUGCCGAUUUUUUUCUCCAACUGCCUCUUCCUUGCACUCUAUGACUCGGUGGUCCUCUUGAAGCACAUGCUGCUUCUCCUGAGUCGCUCCAAGGCUGCACGUGGUGAGUGGCGAAGGAUGCUUACAUCGGAGGGGCUGCGCUGCGUCUGGAAUAGCUUCCUCCUAGAUGCCUACAAACAGGUGAAAUUGGGUGGAGAAGCUCCCAAUUCCAAUGUGAUUCACAUAGUGAAUGGCACUGAUGACAGUAGCAGCAGCGGUGGCAGCAGCAGCAACAGCAGCAGCAGCAGAUGGAAAACCUCUGGUGGGAAGUAUGGAUCUGAAUGUCACCUUCUAGAUUUUGCCAAUUCGGAGCGCCCACUGGUGGUCAACUUUGGCUCAGCCACCUGACCUCCCUUCACAAACCAGCUGUCGGCCUUUGGCAAGCUGGUGGAAGAGUUCUCUAGUGUGGCUGACUUUCUGUUAGUUUACAUUGAUGAGGCUCACCCAUCAGACGGCUGGGCCGCUCCUGGGAUUUCAUCCUCAUUUGAGGUAAAGAAGCAUAGGAACCAAGAAGACAGAUGUGCAGCUGCUCAUCAGCUUCUGAAGCGGUUUUCUUUGCCACCUCAGUGCAAGGUGGUGGCCGACUGCAUGGACAAUAAUGCCAAUGUGGCCUAUGGGGUCUCAUUUGAGCGUGUGUGCAUUGUACAGAGACAAAAAAUUGCCUAUCUGGGGGGUAAGGGCCCCUUUUUCUACAACCUUCAAGAAGUUCGACUUUGGUUGGAGCAGAACUUCAGGAAGAGAUGA
Hemicordylus capensis (graceful crag lizard) is the source of this 1377-nucleotide messenger RNA. RefSeq names its product iodothyronine deiodinase 2 (gene DIO2). NCBI's taxonomy places the organism in Eukaryota, Metazoa, Chordata, Lepidosauria, Squamata, Cordylidae. The transcript is spliced from 2 exons. Gene Ontology annotation, molecular function: thyroxine 5'-deiodinase activity. The record is from RefSeq and is a predicted model, not a curated record.